AUGGAGAUAGCGCAGCCCAGAGACCUGGAGCGGUACUUAAGCCUGGCCAAGAGGAGGCACGGGGAGCUGUGCCGGCAGAAACGGAUCUUCAACGCCAGGAACAGGAUCAUCGGGGGAGACACAGACGCCUGGGAUGCUCAGGUUCAUGACCAGAAGAUAAAAGAAGCAACCGAAAAAGCUAGACAUGAAACUUUUGCUGCUGAAAUGAGGCAAAAUGACAAAAUCACAUGCAUAUUAGAAGGCCGAGAAAGGAGAGAUAGGAAAAGCCUCUGUAAAGCCAUCAAUGACUUCCAGCAGACCUUCCAGAAGCCAGAAACUCGCCGUGAAUUUGACCUAUCUGACCCCCUAGCCCUUAGGAAAGAUCUCCCAGCCAGGCAGUCGGAUAACGACAUUCGGAAUACAGUAUCGGGAAUGCAGAAAUUCAUGGGAGAGGAUUUAAACUUCCACGAGAGGAAGAAAUUCCAGGAGGAACAAAACCGAGAAUGGUCCUUACAACAGCAGCGGGAACGGGAGAGUGCCCGUGCCCACCAAAGAUGUGCAGAGGACCUCUACUUCAAGACAAGGCUGCAGUUUGAUGAAACGGCCAAGCAUUUACAGAAUCUGGAAAGUGCCACCAGAAAGGCGGUUUGUGCAGCUGUGAAAGAAUUCAACAGGAACCAGGCCACCGAGUCAGUGGAAAGGAAGACUCGGGAGAAAAAACAAGAACAAGAAGACGACUUGGCCGAGAUCUCCAACCUGCUGCGUGGGGACCUGCUCUCCGAGAACCCGCAGCAGGCAGCCAGCUCCUUCGGGCCCCACCGCGUGGUCCCCGACCGCUGGAAGGGCAUGACCCGGGAGCAGCUGGAGCAGAUCCGUCUGGUUCAGAAGCAGCAAAUCCAGGAGAAGCUGAAGCAGCUCUCAAGGGGUUUACGUUUGGGGAGGAAAAAAUAUAUGGAAGAAGUCUGUACAAAUCAACCCACUGAAGGUUAUUUCACGCAAUUUAAUACAGGAAGUCGAUAG
This is a messenger RNA of Puma concolor (puma), 999 nucleotides long. NCBI's taxonomy places the organism in Eukaryota, Metazoa, Chordata, Mammalia, Carnivora, Felidae. The record is from RefSeq and is a predicted model, not a curated record.